AUGACGGCCACAAAUGAGAUCCCAGGUCAAGCCGGACUCCCAACUCCCAAUUCUACCAAAUCUUUCUGGCAUCGUGAACCUUCGAAGAUUCUGCAAGGUCACAGGACCACCGAGGAACUUCCUUCGAGGGCAGAUGUGGUUAUUAUUGGGAGUGGGAUUGCGGGUAGUUCGGCAGCGCACUGGUUGAGAGAACAUGCAGAGGGUAAACAUCUUAAUGUAGUGAUGUUGGAGGCGAGGGAGGCAUGUUGGGGAGCGACGGGGAGAAAUGGAGGUCACUGCCAACCAUUAGUCUAUGCUUCACCGCCCGAGGUCGGAGCGUUUGAAGUGAGGAAUUAUGAGGAUAUCAAAUCUUUCGUGGAGAAAAAUGAUAUUCAAUGUGAAUGGAGAUCACUAUCCAGUUGUCAUUCUUAUAUGUCGGAAGAUCUUUUUGAACAUGCUGUUAAAGAUACAAAGUCGCUCAAGGUUUCAGACCCAAAGUUGGGUGACUUGGUAACCAUCAUCACCAAAAGCUCCACCAACCCUUCGUUGUCCGACCUCCGAAUCCCUACUGCAGCCGGCGCAAUCAUAACCUCAAAAGCUGCUUCUCUAUGGCCAUAUAAAUUAGUAUCUUGGAUCCUAGAAGAUCUAAUUGCCAAGAAUAAGUCCCUCGAUUCCCCCAAAUUCAACCUCCAAACCUCAACACCCGUAACUCAUCUUCAAAAAUCCUCUUUGGAAUGGAUCAUCCACACACCUCGCGGACAACUUUCAACUCCCAAAGUUCUCCUCGCAACCAACGCCUACACAUCUCAUCUCCUCCCAUCAUUCACCGAUCUCAUCGUCCCCGUCCGCGGAGAAAUGUCUUCACUUCUCCCUCCAUCCUCCAUGUCCCCCACUACCGAUUCUUCCCGCGAACCCCUAGAAUACUCCUACAGUAUCAUGGGCCACGCAUCCCAAAACAUCAAUCGCGACGACUAUCUAGUCCAACGUCCCUUCUGCACCCUUUCUUCUUCCUCUUCCUCCCCAAAAGCAUCCGGAGGCGAACUAAUGUUCGGCGGAGGUCGCGAAUUUGCAUCGCAAGCCGGCAUGGGCGUCUUCGACGAUUCCUCCAUCGAUCUCCCCGCAGCAGCCUAUCUCCGUCGCUCACUCCCUCUUGCCCUCAAUCUACACAAUGAUCACGAAGAACUAAAAGCUUCGUUUGAAUGGAGCGGCAUAAUGGGAUUUAGCAGGGAUAAUUUCCCGUGGGUAGGGAGUGUAGGAGAGGAGUUAGGGGGAGGGGACGGCUUAUAUGUUUGUGCUGGGUUCACGGGGCAUGGAAUGCCAACGGCUAGGUUGAGUGCUAAAGCGGUGGUGGGGUUAAUAAUGGGGGAGGCGGUCGAAGAGCUGGAUUUACCGGGGAGAUAUGUGUUGAGUAUGGAGAGGGUGGAGAGCGCUAGAGCGUUGGAUACGGUUAUGGUUGCUGAUGAGAAGGGGGAAUAUUUUUGA
Sclerotinia borealis F-4128 is the source of this 1461-nucleotide messenger RNA. Lineage: Eukaryota; Fungi; Ascomycota; Leotiomycetes; Helotiales; Sclerotiniaceae. The record is from the annotation of a GenBank genome assembly.